This is a messenger RNA of Amyelois transitella, 930 nucleotides long. Its product is annotated as paramyosin, short form-like. The record is from RefSeq and is a predicted model, not a curated record. The transcript has a single exon. NCBI's taxonomy places the organism in Eukaryota, Metazoa, Arthropoda, Insecta, Lepidoptera, Pyralidae. The coding region runs from base 37 to 930 and encodes 297 amino acids.
CAUUAAUUACAAACAGUUAAUCUUUCUACGACUAUAAUGGCACCGGUUAACGUGCCGAACUACAGUAAGUGGCACAGGCCUCCCACCACAGUUUACGAAGAUAAUUAUGGCUACGGGAUCAACUUUUAUCAGCCAAUGAUCGACUACAUCUCGGACAAAGAGAAGGGUCGCGCUGGGAAACCUCCGCAUCUACCGUGGAACAAUGAGAGAGGUUUAGAUAAAUACAAAUACGAUAAGGUGCAGACGUAUACCGAUCAAGAGGUGGCAAAACUUUCAAGAGAAGUAGCAGAACAAGCUAAACGUGAUCUCAAUAAUUUUGAAGUAACUAAACGGACCCCGUUUUCCGUGAUUGCUACAGCUGCUGCAGCAAAUGUUACAAAGCACGUAGGAGUAGAAAGUAUUACGACAAAGGCUGCGAAGAAAAAUAUGAACAGAGAAAAAAUCAAAGCAGAAAGACGGAAAAAAAGAAUGGACGAAAUUGAAAAGGAACUCGAGUUAUAUGAAAAAGAAGCCAAUGUUGGAAACGAAUUGAGAAGUAAAGCUAUUAUGUACAGAGGAAAAUCUGCAAAGGCUAUUGCACAUACACUACUUGAAGAAAGCAGAAAGAAUGUUGCUCAAGGUAAAAUACGAAAAAUGGAUUUUGAAGCAAGAAAAAGAGCAGUAGACCGUAAUUAUGCAUAUUUAUCUGAAAAUAUAGCUUCACAAACAUUACAUAAAUUCUCAACAACUUGUGAAAACAAAAUGUCGGAAGCUAUAUCAGAAACCAUAAGAGCUGUUCGUGAACAUUCGCCUACUACAUGUAUUGUAAGAAUUAAGUCAGAAGCACCAAUUAUUGUAGAAGAAACGUACUUGCAGCCUUUGCAGGAAUUGAAGGAAACUAUUAGACAGUUUGAAAAUAUAAGUACCAACAUCAUGAUUGACAAAAGGUAA